AUGUCUCACCCUCAAGAUAAGAACGCGAACCUACUCUCAUGUACUAUUAUCGAUAAUAAUAAUCAACAGGAGGAGGAGGAGGUGGAGGCGGAGGAGAAGAAGAAGAAGAAGAAGAAGAAGAAGGUAGCCAUCGUCAUUGUUGCGGACGGUGGCGAUGUUAAAUUGAAAGAAGAAUUACUUAAUCAGAAAGUAGUGGAUGACCGGCGCGUCGAACAACCUCAACAUCAAAGUCAAUCGAUUCCAGUUCGUCAACUGGUCAAUGAUAAAGUUGCUGAUAGUCUCGCACAGUCAUCAACGACUAUUCCAAAAAUUAGACCGUCAAAAGUGAUGACAACUAUGCGAGCGCUAGUAAGAGAAAUGCGUCAACAAGAUGCAGCAAUGGCAACGCGAAUACGUAACCAUAUGGACAAACAGUAUAUCUGGCCGUAUUCAUUUCCAAAUUGUAAAGUAGUGGAUCGAUGGAUUCGAGAUCAUUUCUUUCGUACCGAACAUGCAAAAUGCUUAAUUUUAAUUGGACCAACGGAUGCUGGAAAGACAUCAUUUGCAAUGGCAUUACCUGGUCCUGUCAACUAUUAUUCAGGACGAUGGUGUUUAGAUACCUGGAAUGACCAUGCUCGAUAUUCUGUCUAUGAUGAUAUUCCAUGGGAUAAAUUUGAGAAACUUAAUUUUCCUAACAAAAUGCAAUUGCUUACUCAACAUCCAGAUCGCAUACCGGCUACGGAUAAAUAUCGUCACAAGAAAUACAUCAACGUUGCACAACCAGCCAUCAUCUUACUCAAUCCCGCGGAUGCCGGUUCAUUACUUCGGGAAAAUACGGCUCGUGUUCAACAUGAUCUAAUUGACUAUUGGAAAGAGAAAGCAGUCAUCUAUAACAUGGGUCGUGACGAAUAUUUCGCCAGGCCAACAUCAUCAGAGAAUGACUCGCUCACUGAUGGCGACUAUAUGGCGAGUAUCACUUCCAUUACGACGAACGAUCCAAUUGAUUAUCGUCAUCUUCCUCCUCCUCAAGUCUUCCAACACACCGAUGAGCACGAUGAUGAAACACAUUCUGUCGAAAACGAACCAUCAGCUACUACGACUGACGACUCAUUUGAUUAUAGUCAAUCAGAAGAAUUCCAACAAAUGUAUCAAAACUAUUAUAAAACACACUCUGACAAAAAUCAACCAUCAGCCACCGCCGCCACCACCACCACCAGCACUACCACUACCACCACUGACGACCCAUUUGAUUAUACUCAAUCAGAAGCAUUCCAACGCAUGUAUGAACGCUAUCAUAAAACACAUCCAAAAUGA
Messenger RNA from Adineta ricciae, 1293 nucleotides. The record is from the annotation of a GenBank genome assembly. NCBI's taxonomy places the organism in Eukaryota, Metazoa, Rotifera, Eurotatoria, Adinetida, Adinetidae.